Molecule: messenger RNA, 620 nt
Organism: Fusarium odoratissimum NRRL 54006
Lineage: Eukaryota; Fungi; Ascomycota; Sordariomycetes; Hypocreales; Nectriaceae
Exons: 2
Coding region: 1-486 (161 amino acids)
Source: RefSeq, a predicted model, not a curated record
AUGUGCUGUGGCAGCUCCAAAGAUGUGAAGCCGGUUGCAGAGCGAACUCCUCAGAACAUGGGAGGUAUGUUUCGUAACAAGCACUUUCCUAUGUAUCCUGCGGAGUAUGCAGAGGACCGCUUUCGAAGGGCCGAGUACCAGUCGGUAAAGUACAAGAGUAGGUUGAAGAGCCAGCGGAACAUCAAGGGCCUCGAGCCGUUCAAGGGAUUUCCACUGCCCGGCGAGUCCGGUGCCUCAGGGUCAGGAAGCUCAGGACGCUCAUCCCCCGCCCCAGUCAUGUCGGUGUCAAGCAAAGCCCGUGCCUCAGCAAGUCAGUACCCAAACGUACCGCUCGGAAGCAAGCGCCCUUCCAUAGGGCGCUUCGACAGGACCCCUGCCUACGGCUGGGGAAACGGAUUAGAAGCUCCGAAAUGGUCGUCUCAACAUCCUCAUCAAGAAUCGAAACGACAGAGGAGAGCAAUGAAACAUUUCUCAGACUACUUAUAGACUGAGUUUACCUAAACCAUCUCGUCUAAACUACUAUAAGUUUACUCAAGCUCUUUUGUCGCUUAGGAUAAAGAUCCUAAAUUUAAAUCUUGCGUCCGCUUACCCUACCACUUGACCAACAAGAUCAAGCCGAG